Messenger RNA from Anopheles stephensi (Asian malaria mosquito), 3675 nucleotides. RefSeq lists its product as uncharacterized. Lineage: Eukaryota; Metazoa; Arthropoda; Insecta; Diptera; Culicidae. The record is from RefSeq and is a predicted model, not a curated record. The transcript is spliced from 4 exons. The coding region runs from base 131 to 3466 and encodes 1111 amino acids.
GCUGCAGAGAUCCCCUGCAACAGUUCGGUGUAUGUACCAGGCAUCGGCUGUAGCUUAAAAAGAGUAAAGUGUUUAUGUUAAUGUUAGCCGAUUGUGAUCACGUGAGACAGUGAACUGUUUGUGUAGCGUUAUGUCUAGUCUAAGCUCAGAUUGUGAAUCUUUAAACUAUACGGAAUCGGAAGCCGAAAGUGAUUACGAUGUUGGUCAGGAGGAUGGACAGCCGGCACACUACAAUCACACCCUCGAGGUGCAAAACAUUUUACACAGUCAUGUGGACAUUACGACCAAAAAUGCCGUUGGUCUUAACCAUCAGUACAAGGCGAAGUUAGUCGUACUACGCCAACAGCUGGAGGGGUUGCUGUUACGAUGCCAAAAUAGGUUGCUGGAGGUUGACAAAAGUCUGGACGACAUUCGGCUGAAUCUAACGCCCAAAGCACGGCCAUCGCGGCCACGCCAUCCGGGGUACAUCUGUGGGCAGCCGUUCUUCAAGGAUCACGACCUUUACCCCGGUCCCCACAACGAGGACUAUCUGUACCGGAAGAACGUGAAGAAGGAAUUUUUUCCACUUGAUUUGUUUGAGUCGAUUGAAACGUUCUGGACACGCAGGGACAAGCAGAUGCUGAGGGAAAGCAUAGCGACGCAGGCAUACGAAUUCGUGCACAGAGAGAACCAACUGCGGCAUAAAAUGUGCAACCGUUCAGACAACGCAAGGCGGAUAAAGAAAGAAUGGAUCGGACUAAAAGCGCUACCGUUAGCAGACAUUUGGCACCAAGCGCAGGCUUACGAUGGCAAGUAUGGAAGCCAAAAGUUCAAUGUGGAUUGGCUGAAAAUAUCGGCGGCCAUCAUGAGCGGACGCCACUCGGCCGUCACUUGCGAGGGCAUGUGGAACAACUUCCUCAUGCCCGGCCUGAAACGGUGCAUGUGGACAUCGGACGAAGAAUCGAAGCUGGUUCAGGCAGUGGAAGCACAUGGGCGCCGCAACUGGACCCUCAUAGCGCGGAGCGUAGAAAACCGAUCCGAGUAUCAGUGUUUUGUGCACUAUCAGACCAACUUUUCGGAGCUAUCACAGAUUAAAAGGCAUCCCUGGACGCCGGAGGAAGAUGAGCUACUGAUGCGGCUAGUAAAAGAAAACCGAAUCGGGAACAACAUCAUAUGGAACAAAGUAGUGGAGCGCAUGCCGUUUCGCAACAAGGUGCAGGCAUACCAUCGCUACAAGUACACGCUGCUGCGGCCACUGCGAGGGGCCAAGUUUACGGCCGAGGAAGACUGUGUCAUUACGGCGUACGUGCAGCAGUACGGCGAUGACUUCCGCUACUUCCAGGAGAACCUGCUGCCGGGCAGGACGUCGAAACAGAUACGGGCCCGGUACAUGAACACACUGCGCUUCGUCAACACGCACGUGGGCUGGAGCCUGGAGGAAGACAAACGCCUGAUGAGCUACAUCGCGGACCACUUUACGGAGGAGGGCGCUCAAAAGAUAUCCUGGGCCGACUGCUCCAAACACCUCGGCAACCACUCGCGGCUCAGUUGCCGCACGCGGUACUACACCAUCAAAAGGUUUCUCGAGGGCCAUCCGAACGCGGCACUAGAGAAUGUGCCGAGGAGAGAGAAGAAAAAGCUUUCCUCCAAGGUGACGGACAAGAAUUGGAUUAAAACCAUUGUGGAAAUCAAAAGCACCCCGAAGGCUGUACAGAAACCGGGCGAACCGUUCGAGUUCGGACGAUCGCCGGGAAUCGAGAGCGGCCUGUACGAGCAGAUGAAGUUUAGCUUUCGGUACAAGUUCGGUCACAAGCUGGCCGUCGACGCGAGAACCAAUCACGUGUUUACGGGGACCAAAAUACUGCUCUAUCUGCUGGAAGGCUUUCAAGAGCCGUCGCCCGAAAAGUUGAAGCAAGCGAAAGAGGAAGCACUGUUAAAGGCGGUGCUGGCGUGUCCUCUAGAUUGGCCCAACCUCGUGUCGAUUAUGCAUCCCAAGAUGACACUGUCGGGGGACGCGAUGCUCUUUUGUCGCAUUCCUCCCAGCUACAACACGGUGCUGGGUUUGCGGGGUGUUUGCCUCAACGCUUGCAGCGAGCAAGCGAAACAAACGCUACCCGAGCAAAGGGUAAAAAAAGUUCGCUCGUUUGACCCUGGCCCGUACGACCAGGCGAUCGGCGUGUUUGUUGAGCGAUUCCGUAAGAUAUUCCACUGGACCAUGCUUCUGAUGAUGCUGAACAUUGACGAUGUAACGCUAGAGGGUGGCGAGCACGACAAUCCCGCGCUGACCAGUACGACAAGUAGCAAAGCCACGACCGAUCUGCAGCUUAAAUCGAUGGAGAACAAGGUUCUCCACCGGUCGAUGGACAAGCUGUCCAACUCAUCGUACUGUGAUUUGCUGCUGCCCGAACAGGCAGGAGGCACAAGUGGAACAUCUCUGCCAGCUGCUAAUAGCAACAGCAUAAAUCGCAUUGCCAGUAUCACGAUAAUCGACCCCAAGGAUCUUCCGACUGCUUCGAACGACAAAUGCAGAGCCAACGUCCCGGGGCAGGGAACUGAAUUUAAAUGUCGGCAAUAUCUGUCCGAACCAUCGGCUGCUGGUAGCAAAGUGCUACGAUCUACUCCUACGUCGAUCGAAGCGAUUGAAUACCGAAAGCCUGCUGCCUGUAUAAUCCAACCGGAAGCCAAGUCCCAAAGCCCUGGGAUGGUUUCUUCUUCCGUUAGUGCCCUUCACAGUAUGGCUACCGGCGUACUACCAAAUACGAUCCCAUGCACUGUUAUCCAAGUGCCAGAAGAAAUAUCAUUCGUGCAACAGCAACUGGUGAACGCUGAGGCUCACAUUGCCUCUCUCCCUGAAGCGCCUGGCGGUGAUAAGCAUGAUUCACGCGAAACGGCUGGCGGUACUAGUACUCUGCACCAUGAGCAGCAGGCAGACGUUAAACUGGGGACUAUUGAGGAGCAAGAGUGUCCCAAACGGCUGAACGAAUCUAAUGCUGCAUUGUGCACAGUAGUGGGCAGACUAGUCAAUCACCUGCCUGAAGUAGCUCUGCAGGAGGAGCUAGAGAGCAAUGCACGUGCAGACUGCAAAGGGGAUACGGUCUGCUGUCCCGUUGCAACGACUAGCGAAGAUAUUGUAAUGGUCGAUAUUGAUUACCCGCCUACGGGCGAUUCGAUGGCCACAGAACCGCCCAACGCUGGUAGCGACAAGCAAGACCUGCGAUACGUAGCGGCAAAGGAACAGAACGACACGUUGGUCCCAUACGAGCGAACGAUUACGGUGCAUAGCAUUGUUGCUUCAGAUGGCGAAAGACAAACAACUGUUGUGGCAGCACCUCCGAAGAAUGGUGAACAAAAAGCUUCCAAGAGGGCGGACCGCGAUGCUGCAUCGGAAACAGUUCCACGGCAAAACGAAGCGAACCGAGAGGGUGUGUCAAAUGUUUGCAGCCUAGGAGCCAUUGACCGACGGCGACCAACCGCUUACCGCCGUUGAUAUAAUCCGAAUGUUGCACUCCCGACGCAACGCCCAGCAGACCGAAGACGACAGCGACAGCGACAGUGAGCAGGAGUUUUCGCAUUUGCCAAACCCCUUACGAGGACCCGAAUGAAAUAGGUUUCCAUCAUUGCGAUGCAUUGUUUAUUUAUACUCAUGUCCCCACGCGCAAAUACAUAAAAUCACGAAAAGGAUUAGUCAGACAGUCA